This is a messenger RNA of Procambarus clarkii (red swamp crayfish), 351 nucleotides long. NCBI's taxonomy places the organism in Eukaryota, Metazoa, Arthropoda, Malacostraca, Decapoda, Cambaridae. The record is from RefSeq and is a predicted model, not a curated record.
AUGGCUGCCCUUCAUGAUGAACCUAUGGCUGCCCUUCAUGAUGAACCCAUGGCUGCCCUUCAUGAUGAACCCAUGGCUGCCCUUCAUGAUGAACCCAUGGCUGCCCCUCACGAUGAACCCAUGGCUGCCCCUCAUGAUGAACCCAUGGCUGCCCUUCAUGAUGAACCCAUGGCUGCCCUUCACGAUGAACCCAUGGCUGCCCUUCAUGAUGAACCCAUGGCUGCCCUUCAUGAUGAACCCAUGGCUGCCCUUCAUGAUGAACCCAUGGCUGCCCCUCACGAUGAACCCAUGGCUGCCCUUCAUGAUGAACCCAUGGCUGCCCUUCAUAAUGAACCCAUGGCUGCCCUCUGA